GGUGUUGCCAUCAAGUUCUGCCAUCAAGUUUUCAGACCAGUCACAUAAUUGUAAAACCAUUUCCAUGCAUGAGCGUGUGACUGAGUGUCUGUGCCAAAGACCACCACCUGUUUUAGGCAGUCAGAGGCUGAGUGAAUUGGAACUGCAGCUGAAACAAAUCAAAGGCAACAGACGGCAGCUUGAUUUAGUUUUAGGGAACAAACAGUUCGGGAUACACUCCGUAAACUCAGCAAUGACAGACAGAAAAUCCACCUUGUGUGCUGUAACAGGAGUGAAAUGUGAUACUGAGCACGGGAAAGUGAGUGACCCAGAGGAGGAGGAAAAGCAUACAUGUGCAACAGGAGAUACAAGGAGGACGUGGAAGAUCCCGUCCCUCCAGGAGCUAGAAGAAGUCCUGCAUUCAGCUACACGUUCCUGUCGCCAUGGAGAUGAGGUGUGGCCGAAUCUGUAUCUGGGUGACAUGUUUAUGUCUCAUGACAAGUUUGGUCUGUACCAGCUGGGCAUCACUCAUGUGCUGAAUGCCUCGCACGGUAAACUCUGCUGUAAGGGCAGCGAUGACUUCUACGGAACCACAGUUAAAUACUACGGAGUCCCCGCCAAUGACCUGCCUACAUUUGACCUUUCACCUUUCUUCUAUCCCGCUGCUGAGUUCAUUCACCAGGCUUUGACGUCAGGAGGGAAGGUUUUUGUGCACUGUGCUGUGGGUGUGAGCCGGUCAGCUGCUUUGGUCUUAGCCUAUCUGAUGAUUCAUCAUCGCCUCAGCCUUCUGUCUUCUGUACAUUGUGUGCAACAAAAGCGCUGGAUUUUCCCGAACCGUGGCUUCCUGCGACAGCUUAUAGAAUUAGACCGAAAACUGCAGGAUGAAGCAUUAAAUUAA
Acanthochromis polyacanthus (spiny chromis) is the source of this 877-nucleotide messenger RNA. RefSeq names its product dual specificity protein phosphatase 13-like. Gene Ontology annotation, molecular function: protein tyrosine/serine/threonine phosphatase activity; MAP kinase phosphatase activity. Gene Ontology annotation, cellular component: cytoplasm. The record is from RefSeq and is a predicted model, not a curated record. The coding region runs from base 65 to 877 and encodes 270 amino acids. Lineage: Eukaryota; Metazoa; Chordata; Actinopteri; Pomacentridae. The transcript is spliced from 3 exons. Gene Ontology annotation, biological process: protein dephosphorylation; negative regulation of MAPK cascade.